AUUUAAAUAAGUCUAUUAGCAUUUCAUUUUCUUCUCCUAGAUGAUUGUUGCCGAUGCCAUAGGCUUUAAGAUCUAAUGCUAGCUGCAAACCAGUUUUGCCUCUUAAAACCCAUUCCACUGGGAGACAGCGGGAUCAUUUUGAGUAGCAACAGUCUGGCCACUACAUUCAUAGCGGCCAGGGUACAGCUGAGAAACAUUUGACCGGCUGCUAUGUGAAUCGAAGAAAUCAAUUCUUUGUGGUUUUAAAGGCUUGCCCUGCAGAAUAGUGAUGCUUUAUUUAUUGGAAACUUGAAGUAAUGCCUGUUUGGAUUAAUAAAUAAAUAGUAAAUCAUGGUUAUUCAAAGAUGCAGGGGAGAGGAAUGCAAGGUUGUGUUGGCUGAAACUACGAGGAGGCCUAUAUUGCUACCUGCAAACUCUCUGGGAUGCUCCAUAAGACAGCAAAGGAGAGGAUUCAGUGUAUAGAGUGUUCGAAGAAAGGGUUUUUGGAACAAUGGGUUGGAACGGGGCUGGAAACAAAGACUGCACAAGCAAAGACUGGAGAUGCAAGUGCCAAGAAUAAUCUCUCAACACAUUCUUAACAACAGACGAGCAAAGCACAGGGCCUCAGCAGUGAGAAGGCAGGAGGAGGGGGGAGAAGGGACUGGAGAACUAGAAACAGAUGAGAGAAAAAGAAAGUUUUAAAGCCAGCAGAGCCAUAUUUCAAAGACUGCUUCCAACACCCCUCACUGCCAGCCUGCUUUCUCUCUCUCCGGUGCACAGGAAAUGUCCACAUAACCCAAGCGGACUAUAAGCCAUGACUGGGAAUUUGAGCAAAGACAUCAAUGACUGCCUGCUCUUAGCCCUACUCUGAGAAAUGAACAGAUUUCCAGCAUUGCUUUAAGCCUAACUAGAACCAGAUCAGCCAGCAGGCAUGAGUGCAUUGUUAACUAACACGACUGUCAAUUCUAGCGUGAACACAUGUACUGAAAUGUGACUGACACUUGGUAUAUGCUUGGAAGAUUUGCAGGUACAGCUCCAUUAACAAAACCCUCUUGGGAAGCAAAAUAAUCUCUAUAAAAGCACCUUUAUGCUGGUAUUUGUAGCUAUGGUAGGACUUUGAUAGCAUAGAAAUGAUGAAGAAAAAUCACACACACGUGCUGCAUGCAAGUUUGUUGUCUAAACCAGCUCCAAGAAUCCAAAGGCAGAUGUUACUGUUUGACUGCUUCUGUAAUCCCGACUUUAAGACAAAGUCCAUUGAUGUGCCAAGUAAUUUUGUCUCAGUAAAAAUUGGAGGAUGGCACCCUUUGCUGACCAGAAAUUACAAAACUAAUCUGACAGUAUGCUUCAAAUGGCAUGGAAAGCUGUGUAUGGGGGAGAUUCAGAUUGAGAAGGAGAGGCGAUGGGUCUCCUGCUCUGCCUAUGCAUUGCAGCUUUCUUCGGGAUGAGCAUCAGCUGCCCAGAGAUCUGCACUUGUAUAGAAAAAAAAAAUGGGCGCCAGCUGGCAGAAUGUGCUUACCGGGAUCUCCAGGAUGUGCCGCUGGGGCUGCCCCGCAGCGUGAUAAUCCUCACCCUGUCGGCUAACAGGCUCACCGCCCUGCGGAAGAGCUCCUUCAUGGAGGUUACAGAGGUGCAGUCCCUUUGGCUGGGGUACAAUCACAUCAGCACCAUUGAGCAAGGCACUUUCGCCAUGCUGGCAGAUUUGAAAAACAUGGAUCUUGGACAUAACCAGAUCGUGGACUUCCCCUGGGAGGAUCUGCGCAACGUCAGCGCCCUGCAGAUCCUGAAGAUGAACAACAAUCACAUGGCCACAUUGCCUUCAGAGGCCUUCCAGGCCCUGAAAGACUUGAGGUCCCUGUGGAUCAAUGACAACCAGUUCACCACCAUUGCUGAAGGGACAUUUGAUGCCAUGACUUCUCUAUCACAGCUACAGCUCCACAACAACCCACUCAACUGCUCUUGUAAAGUCUUCUGGCUGAGGAACUGGACUGAGAAUACCUCCAUUUCCCUUCCAGAGAGGGACUCCAUCAGCUGUGCAGCCCCAGACAAUCUCAGAGGCAUUCCCCUGAGGAAAAUCCCUGACCUGCAGUGUGUGCCUCCCUCCGUGCAGCUGACCUACCAGUCCAACUUGGACAACACUGUGCUCUAUGACGGGCUCACACUCACCUUGCACUGCAGCGUCACAGGUAGUCCCCAGCCAGAAAUCAGCUGGAAAAUUCAGACUUCCAACCAACAAACAGAGAAAAAUAGGCCCAAUAUGGAAAGAGAUGGGAAUGACCUCCCCAGUGGGCACUCCAAGCAGAGCCAAGAGCACUUCCUGACCUUCAAGAACGGUACCCUGACCAUCCCCAAGUUCAGCAAGCAAGACGAAGGUACUUACACCUGCCUGGCCACCAAUGAUGCUGGAACUCGUGAGGUCUCAGUUGACAUGGCUUUGGCCAGCUCAGAGAAUCCAGCAGAAGACCUGCUUAGAAAUCACCCCCAAGCCAGCCAGCACAGAGGCAAAAGCUGCUACCAAGAAGACCCAACUGAUUUCUCAAAGUCUGGAGAAAAGCUUGUGAUUAUUUAUCAUACCCCUGCAGAGUCAAGGAGCAGUAACAGCGGGACUCCGAUUCAGCCCGGUCUCUGGGCUUGCCUGUUUUGUUUCAUUUUUCUUCUUUAUUGCUAGAAGAAAUGCCAAAGAGCCUCGCUCUAGUUCUGUCGCACUUCUGUCACCGUAGUGGAUGCAUCUACUGAGCUGCUGGGUGCUGUGGGAGGCAUUGGUCAAGGACAGGUCCAACAACCAAAUUCAGGUCUGACUUCCACACCUUCCUUUGGUGACAUUCAGAGGUGGGUAUUUGGUUCAGCCUAUUGGGUUAAAAUAGCCACAUGCCAAUCCAGGUUCAGGUCCUAAGUUUACCUGCCAGUUCCAGAGCACUCAAAUCAUCUCUGGUAUUAACAUGCUGGUUAAGAAAUCAUGGCAGCAUUUGUGGAACAAGCAUAACCCAUCUUUAUACACAUUCAGUUUAGAAUUCAGCAGAUGUUCAGCACUGCAGGACAUCUCAGACAGGUCUACAGGAUGGUUCAGGUAAACCAAAAACUCUAUUUUUCCAUUAAGGAGCUGGGGUGAAAUCCUGGCUCUGUAGAAGUCAGUAGCAAAACAUCCAUUGAUUUCACAGUCAGUUUUUAACCGCAAGUCCAAGUGCCAAUUAAAGAUGGUCAGACAGCCAAUUAGCCAAUCGGGUGUUUUCUUUUAUCAUGCCAGAUGCAUAUCAAUCAGUAGGAGUAAGAGGAGUCAUCUAUGACUAGAGAGUACUAUGCAGUUUUUAGUGUUCAUAGACCUACUCAGGAGGAAGGUGCCUCCGAGACCUCCAUCAUAGGAGGCUUAUGAUCUACAAGAGAAGGGAAAGAUAGAACUGACCUUGCCCACCUUGCAAGCUUCUUCAGCAGAUCCCUUCUCCACUGUCCUGUCUCCCUUCCUCCAUUGCUGCCCUAUACGCCCAGUCUCAUAACCAAACAGUCCAGUUCUCAUUGGUAUUUAUUGCAAAAGAGUUCUGUUGCAUUUCUAAUGAGUCCACUUAGACGACAUGAGACAGAUACAUGGAUGGAGCUGUUUUGUACGUGGUACUGGGUACAAACAUGUUUGAGCUGGAGCAGAGGCCAUGAGCUUCCAGCACAGAGUUUUACACCAAAUUGAUCAUAAUUCUUGGCUGGGAGCUGGGGAUCUUUUCCAUAGUGCUGUUCCCUCAGGAGCAGGCAAAAGGGCUUUGAAGGGGCCCAAUCCUAUCAGAGUCUGGGUGCCCUCAUCUCUUCUCCCCUCGUUCACCCACCAAUCCACGCCCAAUGCUCAUCUCUGAAUGGGUGCUAAGCAUAUGGGCCCUGAAGACCCUACAGGAGGAGAGGCAGGACGAGAAAGAGAAAGAAAAGACAACAACAUACAAGAGAAAGUCUGCAAAUGAAUUGUACUGUUACUCAUUCUAACAGGAUUUAGCGCACAGUACUGGGGAGACCAGAUAUACUUUAUAGCACACUGACCCAGGAAGCUAUAGACAGUUCAAUCAUCCUGCAGUGGAAGAUCAGGUUUUCUCCAUAUCUCCCACUAUCUGAAGGAAGUUUGGAAGCUCCAGAUGUUCUACAAAGGCAAACCAGGGUAUUCUCUAUCUCCCUUACUGUACAGGUGUUUCUCAGAUGCUUAAAGCUCUCUUUCUCUGUUUUCUUGCUAGUACCCCUCACCCCCUCCAAAGAGCUAUAGCAAUAUCCUGGUAUCCACAUUACGUUGUCCUUUUCAGAAUUAUACAGCUGAAAAGGUACCAAUUUAAAUAAAUAUGAUUCUACAAAACAAA
This is a messenger RNA of Alligator mississippiensis (American alligator), 4298 nucleotides long. Its product is annotated as immunoglobulin superfamily containing leucine-rich repeat protein. The record is from RefSeq and is a predicted model, not a curated record. Gene Ontology annotation, molecular function: protein binding. NCBI's taxonomy places the organism in Eukaryota, Metazoa, Chordata, Crocodylia, Alligatoridae. The transcript has 2 exons. The coding region runs from base 1379 to 2644 and encodes 421 amino acids.